This is a messenger RNA of Notolabrus celidotus (New Zealand spotty), 1715 nucleotides long. RefSeq names its product tRNA methyltransferase O (gene trmo). The coding region runs from base 38 to 1534 and encodes 498 amino acids. Lineage: Eukaryota; Metazoa; Chordata; Actinopteri; Labriformes; Labridae. The record is from RefSeq and is a predicted model, not a curated record. The transcript is spliced from 6 exons.
GUACUUGCUGUACUUCCGCAUUAGUAGACGCACACACAUGCCCUGUAGGUGUGCAGGUUCCUGCUGUUCAACAGAAAGCGAACAGCUCUUCUCUUAUUUCUCUAGAAUGAGUCCUCUCUGUGAAAGCUGCGGCGAGGAUGUCAACAAGGUGAAUCAGCAGGUUUCUGUGAUGAGGAAAGAAAUCAGGAACCUGAGGCAGAUGUUGGAAAGUGCCAUCAGAGCUAAUCGCAAACACAUGACAUCCAUUCAGUCAGUUGUGACAAAGGUUGGACUUUCUGAACCCGGCAAAGAGAAGAUACCAUCGCCACAAACGCCCCCUUUAUUAUCAUCACCACAGGCUUCUUUAGAGCAAGGAAACAUUCAGACAGUCCCAAUUGGUUACAUAAGUUCCUGUUUCUCUGUGAAGAAUGGGACCCCGAGACAGCCCACCAUUUGUGGACCAUCAAGGGCUGAACUGCAGAUCCAGCAGAGUGUCUUCAACAACCCUGAGCAUGCUCUGGUGGGCCUGGAGCAAUACUCUCAUGUCUGGAUCAUCUUCCUCUUUCACAAAAACGGGCACCUGAGUUACAAAGCCAAAGUGAAGCCUCCUCGCCUCAAUGGGCAGAGAGUUGGUGUGUACUCAACACGAAGCCCACACCGUCCGAAUGCUUUAGGUCUCACGCUAGCUAAACUGGAUAAAAUUGUGGGUGAUACAAUACAUCUGUCAGACAUUGACAUGAUUGCUGGCACUCCAGUUCUGGACAUCAAACCCUACAUCCCAGACUAUGACUCUCCUCAAACCAGGACGGGCAUGGAUUCAGAGCCUCAUGAUUCAAACACAAACAAAGUACAUUCAAAUGCUGUGUCACUAACUGAGACGGCAGUCAAAAUAAACUUCAACAAAGGCCCAGAAACAGAUCCUCCAUCAGGCUUUAAAAGUGAAAAAACGUUUGAUGAUGAUGAUGAUGAUGAUGAAAAUGAAAUAGAAAAACUUGAAACCUGUAGUCCAGGUCAACAUUCAACAAGUGUUGAACCUCAGUUCUCCCUUCCCAAAGACCUCCACAGUGUGCUGGAGGAGGUCAGGACUUUUGUGACUCAGGGCCAAACUUGCCAGCUGAAUUGUGAGAGAGACGAUCAAAUUCUAGAGUCUCCAAAAACAAAACCAACAGAGGUGACUUUAGACCAUCCUUGCUAUGGAGAGGAGGCUUACAGCACCAUCGCCAGCUGGAUCAGAGAGCCUCCUGUUGGGAGUCUGGAUGUGAGAUUCACCCCAAAUGCGGAGAGGGAGUUGGCAGAAUUUCUUCCAGCUCACUUGUCAGGACCCUCUGACAGGGACCGACCACAGUUCAAAUUUCUGCACGGUCCAGAAGAAGCUGCUGCUGCCAUCAGAGGGGUGCUAUCAGCCGACCCUCGCUCAGUCUACAGGAGGACACGCUGCAGAGACAGACUCUUUUUCUUUACCCUUGACACAGCUGACAUCACCUGCUGGUUUGGACGAGGCUUUGCUGAGGUGCUGCAGGUCCGACCUGUUGAGCAACACAAUGCCUCAGUGUGAGAAAUUGUUUUUCUGUAUGCAGACAAAUGUAAUCAGAAUCUAUUAAAUGUGCUUCCUUUCUAUGUUUUGAAGUAUUUGACAAGUGCACAAUUUGGUUGCAGGCUUGAUCAUUUAGACUUCCUUAAAAUCAGUCACACUGGAAACUACAUGAUUGGAAUUAAAUAAAAUAUUUCAGACAGGA